UUAAUCAAAAGAAAAGAACCAAAAGGUACAACCCUAAUCAGCACAAAAAAGAAAUGCUGAACGCCUGAAUUCCCCGAAAGCCGACGGACCCCCGGAGAUAAAAAAAUUAUCUGUUCGGCCGGAAUUUUCGUGUAAUCAAGAUGGUCGAUGUUGAGGCUUCUCCACCACCUGAUAUCAAUGACAAAGUGAUAGCCUCUCCUCCUCAUCACGCAAUCUCAAUGGUGCCUAGUGAAGGAGAAUGCGCAACGGGAAAGAGGAAGGAUCAAGGUAUUGGUGAACCUGAAGGGAGCAGAAAAAAGAAGAAAAAACAAGCUGCCACUCCUCGUCCUGCUUGCUCUUGGGUGCACUUCAGCCGUGACUUUAUUAAAGAGUAUAGUGCUACACAUCCUGAAUCUUCAGGCCUGAAAGCUGCCACAAAGGCAGCAUCAGAUGCAUGGAAGGUGAUGGGUGCUGAGGAGAAGGCAAAGUACACUACUCGUGCCCGUGAAGUGUGGGAUAAGUACCUGAGCGCAACACCUGCCCGUACCCCUAAGCCACGAAGACAGACCAAACUAGUCACAAGGUGCUCCCCUGGUCGUCUACUUAAUGUCUUACAACGGCUCUCACCUGACCAGAAGGAGGCUGUAAAGAGCAUGGGGUUUGGUAGCAUCCUUGGCCUCAGAUGUCGGACUCUUCGAAGAAGCUUGUGUCUUUGGCUAUUGGAGAGGUUCAAUACUGUAAGACGCAGCUUGGAAAUCUGUGGUGAGAGGAUACCUUUAACUCCAAGGGAUGUGGAACUUGUAAUGGGCUUGCCUGCCAGUGGGAAAGAUGUGGUGAACUCAGGGUCGGAUGAAUUGAUUUUAGAAUUACGUAAAAGAUAUAAUGCCACCAAUCGUGGAAUUUCUGUCCGUCUUCUGGAGGAACGACUUGCAGCUCCAGAAGCUGGGGAGGAUUUCAAAAGGUCGUUCGUGCUUUAUGUAAUGGGCACUCUAUUGUGCCCAACUGCAAGGCUUGACGUGAGCCCUUCUUUCCUCCAUUUUUUGACAAAUAUGGAUGUACUCCAUCAAUAUAAUUGGGGAAAGUUCUUGCUUGACCGGCUAGUGCGGGAGAUUUCUCGUUUUCGUCAAGGAAAGCAACGUGCAGUUGGGGGCUGUCUUUUGUUUCUCCAGCUCUUUUACUAUGAGAGUGUUGCUGUUGGAGCAGCAUAUGAAUCAGCCCCUGUAGCUUUUCCGUGCCUAUUCUCAUGGGGUGAGGAGGAGAUUAGUGAGAGAGAAAAGCAAGAGAAGGAACUUGGUGGUUAUGGCUCAGGGGAGGUAGUCUGCAUGGAGAGAGGACUUGGUAUGGGUUCAUUGGGAUACAAAGCCCAAACUGAUAGUAUGCCGCUGAGAGCAGUGGAACCAAUGCAAGAGCUUUCUCAUGCACAGGACAUCGAAGAUCAAGAGUGUGAGGAUACCUUCACACAACAGGAACAUGCACACCCAGAUAGAAUCAAGGGGAAUGUUGCUUGUGCGGAGAUUGAAGUAGCUGCUGGUUCAGGAGAAGUACCUUGUGGAAACAUCAACUAUGGAUGCGCAGAAAUUAUUGAUUACUCAAAGAAAAGAGAUCACGAAGAGGGCUGUCCCUAUGCACCUUGCACGUGCCCUCUCCAGAACUGCAAUGUUGUUGAUUCCUCCAAAGAAAUCUCAUUGCAUUUCAGUAAUAAGCACUGGGAUUCAGGGAGGCGCUUCCAGUAUGAUUCCCCGUUGCGUGUCUCGUUGAGCAAGAAGGAAACUUUCCUUGUUUUACAAGCAGAAAAAGACGGGGUCCUCUUUCUUCUUUCCAAGGGAACACAAAGUAUAGGGCAUACUGUUGUGAUUACUUGUAUCGGCCCAAGGUCAUCAAAGGAAGGCUUCUUGUAUGAUGUAGUAUCAGAAAGGGGAAACAGCUCACUGAGAUUGAAAUCAUUUGCUCAUAGUUUUCCAGGUAGAGUUGAAGGUUUGCCCCCAGUGGAUUUUCUUCUAGUUCCUUUUACUUAUCUGGGCUCAUCCGGGCAGCUAGAUUUAGAGAUUUGUAUAUGGAGCGCGACAGAUCCUGGAUCAGAGUGAGCUCGGUGGAUGUAAUAUCAUAGCUUUUUUUGUAUCAUUGUAUGGAGAACGUAGGAAUAUGUGAUUAAUCAGCCUGUUUAGAGAAUCAAACUUGCUGCUCAGGGCAAGUGCGUGUUUAUUUAUAACCGGAAGAAAGGAGAAGCUGCAGGAAAAUUAUUGAUCC
Lycium ferocissimum is the source of this 2226-nucleotide messenger RNA. RefSeq lists its product as uncharacterized. Gene Ontology annotation, molecular function: zinc ion binding. The coding region runs from base 141 to 2063 and encodes 640 amino acids. The record is from RefSeq and is a predicted model, not a curated record. Gene Ontology annotation, biological process: ubiquitin-dependent protein catabolic process; multicellular organism development. Gene Ontology annotation, cellular component: cytoplasm. The transcript has 9 exons. NCBI's taxonomy places the organism in Eukaryota, Viridiplantae, Streptophyta, Magnoliopsida, Solanales, Solanaceae.